AAAAACACUUGCAAAGAGAAAAUGAAAUUAUCUGCAAUUUUCUUGGUUUCUUGUGUCUUAUUCUCUCUUCUCCCAAGUCCAACUGUUGCCGAGAAGAGGCCGUGGUGUCCAACCAGAAAACAAGUAUUUGAUGGUUCAUGCAAUAGAACUGAUUACACACAAUGCUUCAACGACUUGAGAAAUACAUGGGACAAUAUUGGAGAUCUUGGUCCAACUGAUUGCACUUGCACUCCUCAGCCCCGGAAUAAACGUCUCUGUUAUUGUCGUUUUUUGCCAUGUCCCUAGUUAAAUCUUCUAAUAUGUUUAGAGAUUGUUGUCAUAUUUCCUAUAUAUUAAUAAUAAUGAUAAUAAUAAUGAUGGUUUAAAUUUUUGACAAGAACAAUC
Molecule: messenger RNA, 384 nt
Organism: Camelina sativa (false flax)
Lineage: Eukaryota; Viridiplantae; Streptophyta; Magnoliopsida; Brassicales; Brassicaceae
Product: defensin-like protein 250
Biological process (GO): signal transduction
Source: RefSeq, a predicted model, not a curated record